UUGUACGUGAAAACUCGCGCGCUCUCUCUUUGUUUUCUUGAAUCGCAACGUUAAUUCAACUUCAAUUUCAAUUCAUCGAUCAACAAUGUCGACCGAAGUGAAACGCCCGAACCUUCCUCCUCACUCCAAAACCGCUUCUCUUCAAACUAGCAAAAUGCAGAAUCUACCAAGUGAAAAGGGAGAUCAAUUGUUGAAGACAUUGUUCAGAAAGAGUCAUCAAAAUGUGAUACAAAGCAAACCACCCAAAGACUCGAAGAAAAAGGCUUCAGUUUCUUGUGUUCAAAACCAAGAUGGAAAGAAAGUGUUGAAGGAGAACAAAUGCAAAUCAAGCACAAAAUCUAACAUGUGUUUUUGUUCACCAACAACUCAUGAAGGUUCAUUCAGAUGUAGACUCCACCGAAUCAGUGCACCAAAGAAAUCAGCAACUGAGAAGAAAACCAAUGUGAGAUGUUCCAAGUUUGCCCAUGGGAUAGUUGAGUUUAAGCCUCAACUGUCAAGGUUUGGAUCACAUGAUAGCCUAAUCCAACUUUCUAGGUUGGGCUCUUCUUGAGAAAUUAGCUUAUUUGGAUUUCCAUGAUGUUGAGACUUUAUUUUUGGAUUGAUCUCAAUCAUGGAAAUAGUUAAUGCUUGUGCCUUUAAUAGAUUCUGCAUAUAGUUUUAACUUUUUGCUUUUUCUGUG
Molecule: messenger RNA, 679 nt
Organism: Vicia villosa (hairy vetch)
Lineage: Eukaryota; Viridiplantae; Streptophyta; Magnoliopsida; Fabales; Fabaceae
Exons: 2
Coding region: 86-550 (154 amino acids)
Source: RefSeq, a predicted model, not a curated record